UAGCGCCCCCAUUUUCUUUAGCUUUAAAUUUAUGCCCAUAGUUCUAUAAAUUGCUCCAAAAGCUUUAAUUGAAGAGAUGCAGUUUAGAGAAAAUAAUAAUUGUAACAAAAAUAAUUUCAGUGUACAUACAGUGUAUCAAUAUGGAAAAUAUCAUAAAAAUUGUUUACUAUCAGAAAAAUACAUCCCACUCGGAAUGUUUUCAGUGCGAAAGUGCAAGGAUUAAUGGCUGCAAUCAAUAGAUGACAAAUUGAUCUGCUUUUGCUGGGCUAACCAAAGCGCAGCUAUAGCUCUCGAAGGGUUUCUGGAAACUUGGAUCUCGAGGAUGUUCAAAUGACUGCAGAAGCAUAGCGCAAAGGUCAAGGCAAGAUCACCAGAGAAAAACAAAGCGGUGCACAAUGUUUAGUGCAACUCAGAGUUCCAAGUCAGAGUUCCUGGACAAAGCCAGGCAGGCGCGUGAAGAGAGGAAGGGGUACAAAGAGAGGGAGAGAGCAGCCACUCUUAUCCAAGCGCUGGUCAGGAGAUUCCUCUGUCGCUGCAGACUCCAGAAGCAAAUAAGGAAAGAGGUUGAUGACUUCUUUCAAGAUGUCGGGACAACAAAAAGAAACGCACUAUCCAUUUUUAAAAUUGCACGGAAGUUGUUAUUCAUUUAUUGUCAAGAUGAUAAACUGAGAUUUGAGAAGCUUUGUCGCUCCAUUCUUGGUAGCAUGGAGGUUGAAAAUGAGCCCAAAGUUUGGUAUGUGUCAUUGGCCCUUUCCAAAGACCUCACCAUCCCAUGGAUCAAGCAGAUCAAAGAUGUUCUGUGGGUCUCCUGUCAUUUCCUGAAAAAAUUAAAGCCUGACAUCCUUCAGGACAAUAAGCUGGUGACUUUGCACCUUACCAUGCUGGUGACCUUCACAGACACAUCAACCUGGAAGAUAGUUAGAGGGAAAGGAGAGGCCCUCAGGCCAGUGUUGACCCGGAUCUGUGAGAACAUCAUGGGGCAUCUCAAUCAAAAGGGAUUUUAUUCAAUACUGCAGAUUCUACUCACCAACGGAUUGGCGCGCUCCAGGCCCUCUCUUACCAAGGGCACACUCACAGCAAUAUUCACAUUGGCAUUAAGACCUGUCAUUGCUGCUCACUUCUCUGACAACCUGCUGAGGUCUCUUCUCAUCCACAUCAUGUCUGUCCCAGCUGUGGUCUCCCACAUCAACACCAUCACCCCAGAGUGCAUGGCCACCAUACAGACCCACGACCUGCUGAGGAAGUUCACCCUGUUCCUGAGCCGCGAGGAGCAGUGUGUCGACAUCUGUGUCUGCCUGGAGGGGAGCCACACACUGUGCUUACUGGGUAACCUGAUUCACCUGGGCUACCUCAAUGAGAAAGUCCUGGAGGAGGAGGCCAACCACUUUGUGAAGGACCUGACGGACAUGCUGUCCUACUGCCAGAGAUACGUGUCCCAGAAGAAAUCCAACCUCACUCACUGGCACCCGGUCCUAGGCUGGUUUUCCCAAACUGUAGACUACGGUCUGAAUGAGUCCAUGCCACUGGUCACCAAGCAGCUGCAGUACCUGUGGGGCAUGCCUGUGAUCCGGACUCUCUUCAGUGACGUCCUCAGCAAAAAGCUUGAGACCCAAGAGGCCACGCCUCCACCACAGUCACAGCCUACCACGUCACAGAACAACCUGCCAGUCAAGAGCCUCUUUAAGCGGGCGUUUCAGAAGUCUGCUUCGGUGCGCAACAUCUUGAAGCCGGUCGGCGGGAGACGAGUGGACUCCGCUGAGGUGCAGAAGGUGUGCAGUAUCUGUGUACUGUACCAGACAGCCCUCACCACGCUCACUCAGAUACGACUGCAAAUCCUCACUGGCCUAACCUACCUGGACGACCUCCUGCCUAAGCUGUGGGCCUUCAUCUGCGAGCUAGGCCCCCAGGGAGGCCUCAAGCUGUUCAUGGAGUGCCUGAACAACGACACAGAGGAGUCUAAGCAGCUGCUGGCCAUGCUCAUGCUGUUCUGUGACUGCUCCAGACACCUCAUCACGAUCCUGGAUGACAUUGAGGUUUACGAGGAGCAGAUAUCGUUUAAGACAGAGGAGCUUGUCACCAUCUCCUCGUUUCUCAACACGUUUGUGUACAAGAUGGUCUGGGACGGCAUCUUAGAGAAUGCCAAGGGGGAGAAGCUGGACCUGUUCCACAGUGUUCACGGCUGGCUGAUGGUGCUCUACGAGCGGGACUGCAGGAGGAGGUUCUCCCCUGAUGACAACUGGCUGCGCAAGGAUCUGAAGCCAAGCCUUUUGUUCCAAGAACUGGAGAAGGGUAAGAGGAGAGCUCAGCUGUUACUUCAGUACAUCCCACACGUCAUUCCCCACAAAAACAGGGUUCUGCUGUUCCGGAACAUUAUCACCAAGGAGAAGGAAACCUUGGGAUUGGUGGAGACAAGCUCCGCCUCUCCGCAUGUCACCCAUAUCACCAUUCGCCGCUCACGGAUGUUAGAGGAUGGUUAUGACCAGCUCCGCCGGUUGCCUGUCAACUCCAUCAAAGGCGUGAUCCGUGUGAAGUUUGUCAACGACCUUGGUGUGGACGAGGCCGGCAUCGACCAAGACGGCGUCUUCAAGGAGUUCCUGGAAGAGAUCAUCAAGAAAGUUUUCAACCCGGCACUCAACCUCUUUAAGACCACCAGUGGCAACGAGAGGCUGUACCCCUCUCCUACGUCCUACAUCCACGAGAACCACCUGCAGCUUUUUGAGUUUGUGGGGAAGAUGCUUGGCAAAGCAAUGUAUGAGGGCAUCGUGGUGGACGUACCCUUCGCCUCCUUCUUCCUCAGCCAGGUCAUGGGUCACCACCACAGCACCUUCUACAGCUCCAUCGACGAGCUGCCCUCCCUGGACUCUGAGUUCUACAAGAACCUCACCUCCAUCAAGCGCUACGACGGGGAUGUUGGUGAUUUGGGACUGACGCUAUCGUAUGACGAGGAUGUUAUGGGACAGCUGGUCUGUCACGAGCUGAUUCCUGGAGGAAAGACGAUGCCAGUCACAAACGAAAACAAGAUCAGCUACAUCCAUCUGAUGGCGCACUUCCGCAUGCACACGCAGAUCAAGGAGCAGACAGCAGCUUUCAUCCGAGGAUACCGCAGCAUCAUCAACCCCGAGUGGCUGCACAUGUUCUCCACCCCCGAGGUCCAGCGCCUCGUCUCUGGGGACAACGCCGAGAUUGACCUGGACGACCUCAAGAAACACACAGUUUACUAUGGAGGUUUCCACAGCAGCCAUCGGGUCAUCAUCUGGCUGUGGGACAUCCUGUCCAGUGACUUCUCCGCUGAGGAAAGGGCCAUGUUCCUCAAGUUUGUCACCAGCUGUUCAAGACCCCCCCUCCUAGGUUUUGCCUACCUCAAGCCCCCUUUCUCCAUCCGCUGUGUGGAGGUGUCUGACGAUCAGGACACUGGCGACACCCUAGGCAGCGUCCUCCGGGGUUUCUUCACCAUCCGGAAGAAGGAACCAGGCGGUCGCCUCCCCACCUCGUCCACCUGCUUCAACCUGCUCAAGCUGCCUAACUACAGCAAGAAGAGCAUCCUGCGUGACAAGCUCCGCUACGCCACCAGUAUGAACACAGGUUUUGAGCUCUCCUAAAAUAAACUCCCCCCUGCUUGUGGCCUGCUGCCUGCAAAACUAAAGGGAGAACGACUAAAGAGCGUCCUCCUUACCCAGGCUAGAGGUGGGAGUCAGUCAAGUCAGUGGCGCUUCACCAAAGCGGAAGGCAAAACACACAAGAUACCCCCCUUUCCUUUAUCCCAGCCUAGGAAACCAGAAGAGCUCCACCCUCUUUUACCCCAAUCAGACUGGAUUCUGGAAACUCCACCCACCUCAAGGGCUCUCAAGCCCAUUUGCUGCCUGUGUAACCAGGGUAACCUAUUUUCUGACAAGUUGUAGUCAUUGCCUAUGUUAGAUUGUUUUCUUCAAAUAGACAAGUAGCUAAAGAAACAAGUGCUGUGGGAGCAACACAUUUGGAACGGUCACUUUCUACUCUCUCAACUUUAACGCUCCUGAAAACCAACCCCAUGCUAAUAAUCGUAACAAGGAGGAGAAGAAUGUGUUACCUAACACAUUGGCAAACUAAAAUGGCUCCAUGUUUUACUAUUUCUUCUCAGGCUUAAUAGAACGAUACUUGGAUCUAGCACUCCCACGUCAAAUUAACUGGAAAGCAAUAUAGAUGCAAUGCAAGCCAUUAGACACGCAAUAGACUCCUCACUGGAGCAAAACCAUAGAACAAAGUUUCCUAUCUAUUGGAAUACAAUGUUAUCCAUGCAACUUUCAACUGUCAUUCGAUGAGUCUUAAUAGCCUUGUUGAACAUGACGAAAGCACCUUUUUAUAAAGAGACGACAAAUCACUGCCUCAUGUUCAACAACAAGUUCUGACCAUGGAGAGGUGGUCGCCUGUUGACGCCUGUGUCAUAUAUUUAUAUUGGCUCUCAUGGAUUAAUUAAGGAAUUAAAUCCUGACGAUCUGUCUCUUUCUCUCCCCAUAUACACACACUACAGUCAGUCACCUGACAAAAGCAUUGGACCCUGUAUCUCUGUUCUCUAAUGUAUUGAAAUUAGAACUCAUGUUACACAGCAAUGCAUUUGUAACCCAAAGUGAUGCCUGUCUGUCAUGUAAAAAAUGAACACGACACUGUCAAUACUUUCGCUGAUCAUGCGGUUGUUUGAUACAGACAAACGAUAUCCCGUUAUCUUCUGUCGUGGUUCCGGAGUCUCUUUUUUUGGUUGCUUUUGAUAAUGAAUCAGUGGCUCUUGAAUGUGUUAUAUGAUUUGCUGUGAAAUAUCUGGGUCCUAUAACUACAGCAGACAACUUUUACAAUUGUUGUUUUUUCCGCAUUGCAUGUUGCUGAAUGUGAUCUUCCCAAACAAAUCUGUUACAGUGAAGUCAAUGAUGAAAAUGAUUUCACAGAAGAAUUCUCACUACACCUCUGAAAAAUGCUGAGUGCCUCGUGUGUCCCCAGCUCAUAUGUCUAAGUGUGGUGUUUGAAAGUGUUUGUGAAUGACCAUGUCUCUUCGAAAUGGAAUCAAGCCAUAAACACAUAGGACAAGGUAUUUAUAAGGACUUGAGCCUGCUUAGAGACAAUUCAAUUCCAACGCUCUCUCUACUGUGUCCACCACUAAACAAACCAACCAACCAAACCAGGAAAUGUUGGUGUCAUUUGUCACUGACUGUGCAUGCCAACCCUUGUGUCUGUGGACCUUACAUCCACAUGGAAAGGGGUUACACAGGGAGCAAACCAUACUACAACAUGAUGUCAUGGGUUGGUUGAUCACCUGAAUCUGAAAGCAUUGCUUUUGUAUCUAUCUACCCUCCUUCAGACCCCCUAUUUUCUUAACCACUCUCUUGCACAGAAAACCCUGCUCUUUUUGUGUGAAAAAACAUUACAAAAAACGUUGAAAUUAAGGAUAAGAAGGAAUUAUACCAUGCAAAAUGUUGCAUUAACAGGGUCAAAUAAAAAUAGACUAUAUGGGGCAGUUGUUAGUGACAAGGUGGUGGGAGACAAGGCAGUUUAGGGUCUUGAUUUGAAUUAAGUGAAAUAUAAAUAGCCUGUUUGUUGAUUCUGUAUUUUAUGCAGAACUGUUUCAUGAGUGGCGUACGUGUGUGAACUGCGUGGUUGUGGUCAACCAUAGAUACGGCUCUGGUUGUUGUCAUCUUUGGUUGAAGGCAUAAAACACCUCACGCCAUUAAUCAUUAAUUACUAGUUAACAGAAAAACACCUUUCUGAUGAUGAUAUGGGGAUUUUAUGGGCCACUAAACAAGGUUCUAUAUGGUUUUAUAUUGCUUCGCUACUUAAAUCUACCAAUGAACUGAAAUCUGUGAUCUAUUUGUCUGUGUAUAGUAAUAUUAAGGGGUACAAUCUACAGGUAUUUCCCCCCAGUUAUGAAUGCCAUCAAUUUCAUUGACAAAUUGAAAUAACAACUAUUAGUGAUUACAGUAUAUGGAAAGAUCUUACCUCAAUUUUCAGUCGGUUGUGACUGUGAUAUUUCAUUCCCAAGGGCCUCUGACUGUGGCCUCUCUGACUAAUCAGUGGUCAAUGACCUCAGUGGUGUCUGACUAAAUGUUACCCAUCAAUUCUUUCAAUCAAUUGUUUCAACAGCCUGAUGCAGAUUAGAAAUGAGGUUUGGAAAUGGAGCUGCAGUGAGAGACAGAAAUGUUCAGUGUCCAAGAGAGAAUGGAAGAUCCCUGUUGUGUUUGAUGAGGUCGCUCCUCACUUUUAAAUGAUGUCAUGAGAUCUUGCUAUCUUUUUUAGAAGAAAAAAAAAUCCAGGAAAUGUGCAACAUACUCCUAUGAAAGUACUGUUGCCUCCCUCCUUUUUAAAAGUGUCUUUGAAACUGGUUGCACUAUGUGAAAUACAGGUUGUUGAAAAGGUUAUUUCAAUGUAAAACAUGUCUAUGUGUAAGAUAUUUCUGUUCAUGUUAACCAUAUUUAUUCUAAAAACUUUACUUAACAACUAAAAUGAGUGUGUCUUAUUUCUUCAGGAAUCAAGCCAUUAUUUUCUACGGGAGAAGUUCUGUAUAGUGCAGAGGUAUUUAUAUAUUAAAUAAUGAAAUAGCAGCUGUGUAGAACAGGUUAU
Coregonus clupeaformis (lake whitefish) is the source of this 6582-nucleotide messenger RNA. RefSeq names its product ubiquitin-protein ligase E3B. The transcript is spliced from 28 exons. Gene Ontology annotation, biological process: ubiquitin-dependent protein catabolic process; protein polyubiquitination. The coding region runs from base 396 to 3599 and encodes 1067 amino acids. Lineage: Eukaryota; Metazoa; Chordata; Actinopteri; Salmoniformes; Salmonidae. The record is from RefSeq and is a predicted model, not a curated record. Gene Ontology annotation, molecular function: protein binding; ubiquitin protein ligase activity.